CGCGGGGUCGCCUCAGGGCGGCUCCGUGAGGGGAGCCGGGGGCGGCGGUGACCGGAGCGAGCCCGCCCACCGGGGCUCGGCCGGUUCUGCCCCUGGAGGGAUGCGAGGGACGCCGGUGCCCGGGACGCCAAUCCCGCUGUUUGCCCAGGGCUCCUGUCUCCUCAGCCCCUCUCUGCCACCGGGCGCUCCCCGCCGUCGGCCCCGUCGGCGGGGGCCGGGCGCGGUGCGGCCCCGGGGCGGAGCGCGGGCGGUGUCCGCAGCCCCGGAGCGGUGCGGCGGGGCGGCGGUACCCAUGGCCCUGCCGGCGGAGGCGGACCGGCUGGAUGGGGGCUGGCAGGAGGUCUACUCUGCGCUCCAGUGGAUCCAGUUCACCAUGGCCAUGCUCAGCGUUGUAGGUUCCAGCUCAAUUAUUGCCUACGCUGUCUUCCAAAACGCGGUGCGGUCCCCCGAGGUGCGUCCACUUUUCUACCUGAGCCUCUCAGAUCUGCUCCUGGGCAUGUGCUGGCUGGCUGGGGCCCUGCUUUACAGCUCACCCACCUCCCAGCAAGACCUCAUCUGCUACAACCUGCAAGCCACGGGACAGAUUUUCUAUGUGGCCUCUUUUCUCUACACUGUCAACUACACCUGGCACCUGUACAUGGACCUCAAGGUGAAAUACAACCAGAACCUCUUCAGGGUGCCCCCCCAGGUUGUAGAUUAUGCAAGUUGUGUCGGUCGAAUAGCAACGAUCUUGUCAAGCCUGAUCCCUUUCCUCCUCAUGGUGCCGGUGUUUUGCCUGGGUAACAGCAGUAAUUGCUACCAGAACUUCAGCCAGAAGCACGGGUGUCUCCUGAUGCACACGGAGGUGGCCGAGCCCCCCAGCCAGCCGCAGGGCCUGAGUGGCUCCGUUUGCCGCGCGAUGCAUUUCUACGGCAUCGGCAUCUUCCUCGUCUCCUUCCUCAUCAGCUUCGUGGCCAUCCUGGUUAUCCUGAGUCGGGCCCGAGGCCUGUACAAGAGAUUUGUGAACUCCACAGGGUUCCUGGGGGAUCAGCAGUGGGCCAUGAUUAAGAUGGUGGAACAACGGGUGGUUUUUUACCCCAUUGCCUUCUUCUGCUGCUGGGCCCCAGCUGUCCUCCUUGGAAUGCUGAAAUUGACUGCUUCAACAACCAGCAAAAUCUACAUGGCUCUGCUGAUCCUGCAGGCUCUCACCGCAGCUUCCCAGGGGCUCCUGAACUGCCUGGUGUACGGCUGGACCCAGCACGUGUUCCUGUCCCUGAAGCGCGGCUCCCGCCGGGACGUGGACACGCAGACCCCGCUCCUGCGCUCCCAGAAGAAAUUCUACUCCAGCACGGCCCCCGCCGGCCCGCCCGACACCGCGGGCUCCUCCUCCACCCUGCUCUGAUGGAGAGGCGGAGUCCUUCCAACUCCUUGUUCCAAUCCUCGUUCUCCAGAGCCGGGAGGGAACUGUCCCCGCGGGGCUGGCAGAGCCAGGCGCUCAGUGGACAUAGUUAUUUAUUUAAUGGAUUCUUGCAGCGUGGUAAAUCUUUAGUCCAGACUUUCUCCUCCUGGAAAUAUCCCUAGAAGUGCAGCAAACCCCAUGUAAAGGCUCAAAGACCUGGUCCAGCUCCAUGGAGGUUGAGCAGAGGAUGUUUUACUUUGUUUUGUUUCUCCAAGUCAUUGCCUUUACAAAUUAACAAAAAGCAAAAUGAGCAUUUUUCAAUCUCUGCCUUUUAAUUCACUCUAACCAUGAGAAUUUGCACCACCCUAAGAACCAAUUGCAGGGAGUGAAGAAUUGCAAAGGACAAAACCUGCCUGGAAUUUCUGCACAUUUCCAUUCCUUCUUCCUGCCAACUCCUGCCCAGCCACAAUACUCCCAAAAAUCAGCUGCUUCGACCCUGUGGAGCAUCUCUCAUGAACCAGGUGAGCAGGACUUUGUCUGAAUCUCUCGUUGCAUUUCCAGACAUUGACAUGAAUUAUUUACUGAGGUUCCACCAUUCUAUAGGAAAUAAACCAGGUCUUAAGCUGUGUUGAAAACAA
Molecule: messenger RNA, 2016 nt
Organism: Haemorhous mexicanus (house finch)
Lineage: Eukaryota; Metazoa; Chordata; Aves; Passeriformes; Fringillidae
Gene: TMEM116
Product: transmembrane protein 116
Biological process (GO): adenylate cyclase-activating G protein-coupled receptor signaling pathway
Cellular component (GO): plasma membrane
Molecular function (GO): G protein-coupled receptor activity
Source: RefSeq, a predicted model, not a curated record